UAAAGCUUUGGCAAAUUUCCUCCUCUAGUUCUAACUGACAAGGUACAGACUUUAAUUGCACGCUGACCCUUUCCAAAUGAGUUUAUAACUGAUGAAUCCAGAUGAUCUCAUAAGAAAACAAAUGAAAACAAGAAUGUGAGGAAGAAAUAGGACUAUCAAUAUCUUCUUUUUUUUAUUAGUGGUGAGUUGUUUUAUACAAUGAAAAUUAGUAUCUAGAUCAAAACUGAUUUUCUUUUUGCACAUAUAAAAUAAUAAUAAUAAAAAAAUGUGGAUGAUGAGGAGUUGGAUAGAGCCAGUGGUGGCUGGAGCCCAGAUUGCUAGCUCAUUCUAUGAUACAGGACUGCUUUUUGUUGUCAAGAACCGCUACAACAACACUAACCAAUCAUCUAACAGCUCUAGUGAUGCCCUUCAGAGAGCCAUCUCAAACUUCUAUAUAUACUAUAACCUGAUACUGGGGCUGACCCCGUUGCUAUCUGCCUACAUUCUGGCAAAAAUUGGUGAUAAAUACAACAGGAAGGUGACUAUAUGUGUUCCUCUAGCAGGAUACCUCUUAUCCAGACUGCUUCUUCUCUUUGUGAUUCUCCUGGACUGGCCCAUAGAGGUGAUGUAUGGUUCUGCUGCUUUGAAUGGUAUAACAGGCUGGUUUACAGCUUACUGGGCUGGUAUCAUGGCAUUAGCAUCACUGGGAUCUUCUGAAAACAAACGGUCUCUUAGACUUGUUAUUAUUGAAAUGGUGUAUGGGCUGGCGGGAUUUGUUGGCAGCUUAGCAUCUGGACAUAUCUUUAUUCGUUUUAACGUUACAAAUCACGAGGGAACUGUCCUUGUUUCCUGCAGCAUUGCCCUUUAUGCCAUUUGCCUCUUCUACAGUGUUUUUGUUUUGCAAAUUCCACAUACUGCAGUAGCAGAUCAGGAUACAACCGCUAGUGUAAGGCAAGAGGGUACUUCCAGCACUGGACCCACAGAGCGAUCAAGACUUCUGGGUAAUGUAUCUGAUGAACGACUGACGACGGACUCAAGCAUCAUAACUCAGCUCCCAUCCAAGGUCAUCAUUGCUCUUCUCUUUACCAGUGCCAUCCUUUACAAUGUCGCUAUUGAUGGCUCAGUGGAUGUGCUUAACCUUUUUUUACUUAGAGAACCCCUAAGUUGGGGUCCAGUGGAGAUUGGUUAUGGCAGUGCUGCUGGCUAUCUAAUAUUCCUCACCAGCUUCCUUGGGGUAUAUUUCUUCUCUAAGUGCCUUCCAGAUUUAGUGAUGAUUAUUAUUGGCAUUGUGUCUUUUUGCGUUGGCAUAUUUACCAUGGCCUUUGUGAGAUGGACCUUCAUGUUUUACAUAGCUCGGGCUUUGAUGAUGUUUGCUCUGAUACCUCUACCAACCAUCCGUUCCUUGUUAUCAAAACAUGUGCAAGGGUCUUCAUAUGGUAAAAUCUUUGUUAUACUACAGCUGUGUUUAGCAGUCUCUGCAGUGAUCACAUCAAUUGCAUUUAACAAGAUUUAUCAAGCUACAUUAGACAUGUUCAGUGGAUUCUGCUUUAUACUGUCUGGCAUAAUUACUAUACUGAGCCUUGUCCCUGUCAGCAUUCUGACAUAUCUGCAUCUAUCAAGACGUCAGCGCACCAUCUAACGAAGAAUUUGUGGGAGAGUCUUAAACUUUUUUCUAUUAUUUUUUUAAGCUUUAAAUUAGAUAAUUUUGUGUAUGUAUUUUUUAUAUAUCUUAUACAUUUGUUUGUAAUGUCUUUAGCUGUUUGUGUCCUUUAACAAUAUGUUACAAAAGCAGUUAAUAGCAUGUAAAUAUGUUUAUUUUAUUCUAUCUUACACAUAAAUUUAGGGUUUCUAUGCUUCAAAUCAGAAUUCUAACUACUAUGUAUGUUUUGGAAUUAAUUCUAUUGCAGUCCAUGAGGAGGGAGAGAAAGUAAAAGAGAGAGAGAGAGAUAGAGACCUAGAGGCCCAUUUAUCAAAUGUCUGUCGGACCUGAUCCGACAGUGCGGAUCAGGUCCAACAGACAUCGCUGAAUGCGGAGAGCAAUAUGUUGUCCGUAUUCAGCAUUGCACCGGCAGCUCACAAGAGCUGCUGGUGCAACGCCAACCCCUGCAGACUCGCGGCCAAUCGGCCGCCAGCAGGGGGUGUCAAUCAACCCGAUCGUACUCGAUCGGGUUGAAUUGCAGCGAUUCCUGUCCGCCUCAUCAGAGCAGGCGGACAGGGUUAUGGAGCAGCAGUCUUUAGACCGCUGCUUCAUUCGGAGCUUGAUAAAUGGGCCUCUUAGUUUCCAUUGAGGUGGUAACUUUUACGGAGAUAAAUAUUUUUAGCACCAGUUUUCAAAAUUUACCACCUCAAUGGAAUUGAACCCAGAGAGAGGAGAGAGAGAAAAGAGUGAGAGGAAAUGUAAAAAAGAGAAACGACAUAAAGAGAGAGAGAGAGAGAGAGAGAGAGAGAGAAAAUAAAGAAUACAUUUGGUCCAAGUAUGGUUAAAAUUUUUCACUUUCUGGUACAACUUUAACAUUGAAUUUUGAAGCUAAAUUGUAAAUAAAAUGUAAUGUUACUGUGCAUAUUAAAUUUGUUUUUUUCCAGUUACAUAAUUUAAAUUCA
Molecule: messenger RNA, 2580 nt
Organism: Bombina bombina (fire-bellied toad)
Lineage: Eukaryota; Metazoa; Chordata; Amphibia; Anura; Bombinatoridae
Product: thymic stromal cotransporter homolog
Exons: 4
Coding region: 266-1618 (450 amino acids)
Biological process (GO): transmembrane transport
Cellular component (GO): membrane
Molecular function (GO): transmembrane transporter activity
Source: RefSeq, a predicted model, not a curated record